Molecule: messenger RNA, 4734 nt
Organism: Lathyrus oleraceus (garden pea)
Lineage: Eukaryota; Viridiplantae; Streptophyta; Magnoliopsida; Fabales; Fabaceae
Product: DNA topoisomerase 2-like
Exons: 19
Coding region: 175-4575 (1466 amino acids)
Biological process (GO): resolution of meiotic recombination intermediates; DNA topological change; sister chromatid segregation
Cellular component (GO): nucleus
Molecular function (GO): ATP binding; DNA topoisomerase type II (double strand cut, ATP-hydrolyzing) activity; DNA binding
Source: RefSeq, a predicted model, not a curated record
GAUUCUUCCACUCCAUCCUUUUUUUUUCAAAUUAUCAAAUCAAAAUUUCAUUCAGCUCUUCACACUGAUUCACAUUUCUCACUUCUCUCUCUCUAUAGAAAAACCACCGACGACACCACCUCCGUGUCAACCACCGACGACACCACCUCCGUGUCAACCACCACACCUUCCACCAUGGAAAAGCGACCUCUCCAAACCAGCAAUGCCGCAAACAUUCCUUCGAAAACAAUCGAAGAAAUGUACCAAAAGAAAUCACAGCUCGAACACAUUCUCCUCCGUCCCGAUACCUACGUCGGUUCAAUUGAAAAACAUACUCAAAAUCUCUGGGUUUACGAAAAUGACGAAAUGGUUCACCGUUCCAUUUCCUACGUACCUGGUCUUUACAAAAUCUUUGACGAGAUUCUCGUCAACGCCGCCGAUAACAAGCAAAGAGAUCCAUCCAUGGAUUCGCUCAAAGUUAUCAUCGACCCUGAAGGGAACACGGUUUCGGUUUACAAUAACGGAGACGGUGUUCCGGUUGAGAUUCAUCAGGAAGAGAAGGUUUACGUUCCUGAGUUGAUCUUCGGUCACCUUCUUACUAGCAGUAACUAUGAUGAUAAUGUCAAGAAAACUACUGGUGGUCGAAAUGGUUAUGGUGCUAAGCUCACCAAUAUCUUUUCAACUGAGUUUAUCAUUGAGACUGCCGAUGGACGUCGUCUGAAGAAGUAUAAGCAGGUUUUCUCAAACAAUAUGGGGACGAAGUCUGAACCAGUGAUAACCAAAUGCAAAGCUAGUGAGAACUGGACCAAGGUGACCUUUAAGCCUGACUUGGAGAAGUUCAAAAUGACCUAUCUUGAAGAGGAUGUUGUUGCUUUGAUGAAAAAGCGUGUUUUGGACAUGGCAGGAUGCCUUGGAAAGACUGUUAAGGUUGAACUCAAUGGAACCUUGAUUCGUUUUAAGUCGUUCCGGGAUUACGCUGAUCUCUUUCUAAAAUGUGCUGAGAAGUCUAAACCCACACCCCUGCCAAGGAUUCAUGCCAAAGUAGGUGAUAGGUGGGAGAUCUGUGUGAGUCUAAGUGAUGGGCAAUUUCAACAGGUCAGUUUUGUUAAUUCCAUUGCUACAAUCAAGGGUGGAACUCAUGUUGAUUACAUUACAAAUCAGAUUACUACCUAUGUAAUGAAUAAAGUAAAUAAGAAAAAGAAGGAUGCUAAUGUGAAAGCUCACACUGUAAAGAAUCAUUUGUGGGUUUUUGUCAAUGCUCUGAUUGACAACCCUGCAUUUGAUUCUCAAACUAAGGAGACACUAACAACUAGACAAGCUAGUUUUGGUUCUAAAUGUGAUGUUCCAGAAUCAAUGCUUAAGGAUGUUGAAAAAUCUGGAAUAGUGGACACCCUCCUAUCAUGGGCAGAUUUUAAACAAAGUAAAGAUCUGAAAAAAACUGAUGGAUCUAAGACCCAGAGGAUUCGUGGGAUUGUCAAGCUUGAGGAUGCCAAUGAUGCCGGUGGAAGGAACUCUGAGAAAUGUACCUUGAUACUGACGGAGGGAGAUUCUGCUAAGGCUCUUGCGAUGGCCGGGCUCUCUGUAGUGGGCCGAGACCAUUAUGGUGUGUUUCCGUUGAGAGGAAAAUUGCUCAAUGUGCGGGAAGCUAGUAGCAAACAGAUAAUGGACAAUGAAGAAAUUCAAAAUAUAAAGAUUCUUGGACUGCAGCAAAACAAGGAGUACACAAAUGUGAAGUCUUUGAGAUAUGGUCAUUUGAUGAUUAUGGCUGAUCAGGAUCAUGAUGGCUCCCACAUCAAAGGGCUUCUGAUUAACUUCAUUCAUUCCUUUUGGCCAUCACUGCUUAAGGUUCCAUCUUUCAUGGUUGAGUUCACUACUCCCGUUAUAAGGGCUUCUCAUUCAAAUGGUACAAUAGUAUCAUUUUAUUCCAUACCAGAAUAUGAAGCAUGGAGAGAAAGAUUGGGGAACAGUGCAGCUAGUUGGAAGAUAAAGUACUAUAAGGGGUUGGGUACAAGUACUCCCAAGGAAGGGAGAGAGUACUUUAGAGAUCUUGAUAAGCACAAAAAAGACUUCAUUUGGGAAGAUGAUUUUGAUGGAAAUGCAAUUGAGAUGGCAUUCAGUAAGAAAAAAGCUGAAGAUAGGAAGAUCUGGAUGCGUAAUUUUGAGCCUGGCACCUGUCGCGAUCAUAAAGAGAAACUUAUAAACUACAAGGACUUCGUUAACAAGGAGCUUAUAUUGUUCUCAAGGGCGGAUCUCCAAAGGUCCAUUCCCUCAAUGGUUGAUGGUCUUAAACCUGGUCAAAGGAAGAUUCUUUUCUGCUCAUUUAAGAAAAAGUUGUUCAAAGAAAUAAAAGUUGGUCAAUUUAUUGGUUAUGUGUCUGAGCACUCUGCUUACCACCAUGGUGAACAAAGUCUUGCAAGCACAAUUAUUGGAAUGGCACAGGAUUUUGUGGGCAGCAACAACAUCAAUCUUCUCAAACCAAAUGGUCAAUUUGGUACUCGAAACUUGGGUGGUAAAGACCAUGCAAGUUCCAGAUACAUUUACACCGAGCUAAAUACUGUUACUCGUUGUCUUUUCCAUGAGGAUGAUGAUAAACUUCUUGAGUACUUGAAUGAGGAUGGGAGGUCCAUUGAACCAAACUGGUACAUACCAAUUAUACCUUUGGUUCUUGUAAAUGGUAGUGAGGGAAUUGGGACAGGUUGGAGUUCUUACAUUCCCAACUAUAAUCCACGAGAGAUAAUUGCCAAUGUUAGACAUUUGUUGAACAGUGAAGAAAUGGUGCCAAUGGAUCCAUGGUACAAAGGAUUUAGAGGAAGCAUUGAGAAAAGUGCCAAGGAAGGAGGCUAUAUAGUCAACGGUGAAGUUGUUGAAAUAGACGAACAGACUUUCAAAAUCACAGAGCUUCCUAUACGGAAGUGGACUCAAGAUUAUAAGCAGUUCCUUGAAUCCAUAACUGAUGGAACACCUAAUGUCAAGGAUCCUCUCAUUGAGGAUUUCAGGCAAAAUGGAGAUGACGCAAUAAUAGACAUUGAAAUCAAGAUGAAGGCAGAAAAAAUAGCUACAAUCUUGCAAGAAGGAUUAUUCAAGAAAUUCAAACUGACCAGCACUAUUAGCACAAGCAACAUGCACCUUUUUGAUGCAGAGGGAAAAAUUAAGAAAUUUGAGACUCCAGAACAAAUUCUUGAAGAGUUCUAUCCACUUCGUCUGGAGUAUUAUGAGAAGAGAAAGAAAUAUAUACUGGCCAACCUUCAAAGACUCUUGUUGAUUUUGGACAACAAGGUCAGGUUUAUAUUAGGGGUUGUGAAUGGAGAAAUUAUUGUGAGCAACAGGAAGAAAGCUGAUUUGUUGCUUGAGCUGAAGCAAAAAGGUUUUACUCCCAUGCCUAAGAAAGGUAAAUCUGCAGAACCACAAGUUGCAGGGGCAAAUGAUGACAAUUCAGAAGAGAAUGAAGAUGCUGAGCAAGAAACUGUGUCUCGGCCUGUCAGUGUUGAAGGAGCAACAUGGGGUGACUAUGAGUAUCUAUUAUCCUUACCUAUUGGAACUUUGACCCUUGAAAGUGUGCAGAAGCUGCUAGAUGAAAAGACUGACAAGGAAAAAGAAUUUGAGAUAUUGAUGGGAACACCAACAACGUCAUUGUGGUUGAAAGAUCUAGAUGAGUUGGAAAAGAAACUUGAUGAGCUAGAUAGUAAAGAGGCAGAAGAGGAUCGAAAGAGAUCAAGCCAAGCAAGUAAAAAGGCCAACGGGUUUGCUACUAAACCCGCAAAGAAGCCGCCACAACCACGAAAGAAUACAAAGAAGUCCAAAAGUGUUGAGCCAGAGAAUGAUAAUUCUGCAAUGGAAAUUGAGAAUGAUGUUGAAGUUGCAAAACCAAAAGGACGGGCAGGUUCUAAGAAUAUUGAGAAGGAAGCUGAUGAGGAUAUUCUAUCUCUUCAAGAACGCUUAGCUGCGUAUAACCUUGAAUCAUCUGGUGAAAAGUCAGGAGCCAAUGCCAUGGAUAGUGAAGAACCUGUCCCUGCUGGGAAGAAACAGGUUAACAAAAGGGGCGGUGCUAAAAAGAAGUCAAGUACCAUAGUGUUGGAAUCGGAUAGUGAUAAUGAAGUUCAUGAUGUUGAUGAUGAUGACGACUUUGAAGUUCAGCCAAAGGCUGCCCCAGUUAAGAAGGGAGGAAGGAAGCCCGCUGCUCAAAAUGCCAAGAAGGCACCUGCAGCCCCCAAGAAAAGAAAUGUAGGCACCAAACAAUCAUUGGGUCAAAAAUUAUUAACUGAUAUGUUGCAGCCAGCUGAAAGUACAGGUACAUCACCAGAAAAGAAGGUGAGGAAGAUGAGGGAGUCACCAUUUAACAAAAAGAGUGGCUCUAUACUGGGAAGGGCUGCUGGCAAGGAUAUAAGUCCAAUUGCAGAUUUGUCUGGAGAUUCUGCUUCAAACUCUUCUCCUAGUACUGCAGAUGAUGAAGUGGUUGAGAUUGCACCACAGCCAGCAAGGGCUAGACCUCAGAGGGCCAACCGUGCUCAAAAGAUAUAUGUAUUGAGUGAAUCCGAGAGUGACGAUGAUUCUGAUGAGGAUGCUGAAUUAUCAGAUUUUGAAGAAGAUGAUGACUAGACUAUUCUUUACAAUUUAGCUGAAGUUUUAUGCAUUAAUAAAACUACAGUUUGUUCUGUAAAACUUAAAUCUGUAUCUUACAGAUCUGCAUUUCUUGAUUUGAUGACUGAAUUAGUUAGUAUGAAUGCAUCAGAUAUAUGCUUUGCCAUCUUUUUUCAA